This is a messenger RNA of Scatophagus argus, 1687 nucleotides long. RefSeq names its product keratin, type I cytoskeletal 18-like. Lineage: Eukaryota; Metazoa; Chordata; Actinopteri; Scatophagidae. The coding region runs from base 236 to 1525 and encodes 429 amino acids. The transcript is spliced from 7 exons. Gene Ontology annotation, molecular function: structural molecule activity. The record is from RefSeq and is a predicted model, not a curated record. Gene Ontology annotation, biological process: intermediate filament cytoskeleton organization. Gene Ontology annotation, cellular component: keratin filament.
CUAUCAAUAUAAAAAUGUCAGCAUACCUUGGGUGUUACUGGGGUAAAGUCUAAGCAAGAAGGCUAAAGGUAAAAAUGUUAUAUAGAUGGCAGGGGAGUGGCAGGGAGGAAUAUUGCCUUUCAGAGUGAUAUAUAAGGCCCUGAGACUUUCCUCCAUUCUCCACUUAGCUACCAAACCCCUCUGUGCCAGGACACACCUCUUCUUCUUCUGAUUGAUCAGCACACUUUAUUCAGCAAUGGAGAUUAAACGCCAGAAUUCUCAAGGCAUUGGUAUCUAUAUGACAAACACAACCAGACCUCUACAAGAGAGGGCCUAUGCCUACAGCGUCAGUGGAGGGGCCGGCGGCCAUGGGACCAGGAUCUCAACUGCCACCUAUGGCACACGGGUUGGCAGUGGCUUCGGGGGUGGGUAUGAGUACGAGUCCUCCGGGUCUACCCAUGGAGCUCUGGCCAUUGCUAAUGAGAAGACAACCAUGCAGCACCUGAAUGACCGCCUGGCCAGCUACUUGGAGACAGUGAGGAAUCUGGAGAUGGCCAACAGCAAGCUGGAGAUCAAGAUCAGAGAGUGCUUAGAGAAGAGAGGCCCAAUGGAAGGGAAAGACCACAGCAAGUAUGACGCCACCAUAAAGGAGCUGAGAGCCAAGAUUUUUGGAACGAUUAAGGACAAUGCACAUCUAGCUAUCACACUUGACAAUGCACGCCUCGCCUCAGACGACUUCAGAGUCAAGAUGGAAUAUGAGAUGUCCAUGCGUCAGACGGUGGAGGCCGAUGUGGCCAGACUGAGGAAGCUUCUGGAUGACACCAACAUUAUUCGCCUGCACCUGGAGAGCGACAUCGAGUCUCUGAAGGAAGAGCUGAUCAGCCUAACGAAGAACCAUGAGGCGGAUGUUGCUGAAUUACGUGCACAGAUCACCCAGGCUGGUGUUCAGGUGGAUGUUGAUGCUCCUAAAGGACAGGACCUUGCCAGGAUCAUGGAGGAGAUGAGGGCUAAGUAUGAGAGGAUAGCACUGAAGAACCAGGACGAGGUCAAAGCAUGGCAUGAAUCUCAGAUGACAGAGGUUCAGGUCCAAGUGGCUGAGAGUACAACAGCUUUGAAGGAAGUCACAAGUGUGCUGACUGAAACCAGGAGGAGGUCUCAGGCGCUGGACAUUGAACUGCAGUCUGCACUUAGUAUGAAAGCAGCCCUGGAGGCCACUCUGCGUGACACUGAGAUGCGGUAUAAUGCAGAGGUGGAGAAGUACAACUCGAUCAUCGUGAGGCUGCAGGAGGAGCUCACUAAGAUCCGCAAUGACAUUCAGAACAACACAACAGAGUAUGAGCAACUACUCAACAUCAAGGUGAAACUGGAGGCUGAGAUUGCAGAGUACAGGAGGUUGCUGGACGGUGAGGGAGCCUUAAAGCUAGAGGAUGCAAUUGAUCAGAAGACAGUCCAGACCAAGGUGGUGACAGUCACUCAGACUCUGGUGGAUGGCAAAGUGGUGUCAGAGAGCAAGGAUGUCAAAUCCAGUGAAAAGGUUGUUGUAUAAAAACUGAAUAAGAAAUUAUUUGCAACAAAAAUAAAGUCAACAGAGAGUGUACCAUCAUGCCUGUGGCUGUUUGUUUAGCUUUAAAUAUCCCCUGAGGUCCCAUGACCGUUCCCCUUACUGCUCAGAGCUGUUUUGGCAGUACAAAGGAGACCUACAAAAUAU